AUGAAGAACCCAAUACCCAGCCAAGAAAAAACAAAAAAGAUUGCAGCAGAACAACCCGAGACAACAGGAAAAGAAGAGAAAAUCAAACAGAAGAAGCGAAAAAAUGAAGAAAAUCAAGGUGAGCCUACCAAGAAGCAGAAGGGGGAUGGAACGAAGCUGGUUGUUCUGGACGACAAGUCCGAAGAGAAUCAAGCUGUCGACGGCAUCCUGACAGCCCGCAAGUUUGAGGAGCUGAACAUCUGCGAGGAGAGCAAGAAGGGGGUAGCCGAUCAAGGCUUCACGUGCAUGACGGAGAUUCAAGCCAAGACCAUUGCUCCCUUGCUCAGUGGCCGAGAUGUGCUCGCUCAAGCUAAGACUGGCUCCGGCAAAACCCUUGCCUUCCUCCUCCCCUGCAUCGAGUUGCUUCAUAAGGGUCAUUUUGCGCAAAGGAACGGAACUGGAGCAAUCGUGCUCGCCCCCACGCGAGAGCUGGCCCUGCAAACUUACGCUGUUGCGCGCGAAACGAUGAAGUAUCACAAUCACACGCACGGAGUGGUCAUGGGAGGAGCGAACAGACGAGCGGAGGCAGAGAAGCUGGUCAAGGGCGUCAACCUCCUCAUCGCUACUCCUGGGCGACUUCUGGACCACUUGCAGAACACCAAAGGGUUCAUAUACAAGAACUUGCAAGUUCUUAUCAUCGAUGAAGCGGAUCGCAUCCUGGAGCAGGGGUUUGAGGACGAGAUGAGAGAAAUCUUGAAGCUCCUCCCGUCAAAUCGACAGAGCAUGCUCUUCUCAGCCACCCAGACCUCUAAAGUUGAAGACCUGGCCAGGUUGUCUUUGAGAGGAAAGCCAGUCCUGUCAAGCACGCAGCAGGGCUACGUGGUUGUCUCGUCAGAGCUGAGGUUCCGAUUGCUCUACACCUUCCUAAAGAAGAACUUGAAUAAGAAGGUGCUGGUUUUCUUCUCCUCCUGCAAUGCCGUCAAGUUCUACGCGGAGCUUCUCAACUUCGUCGACAUUCCAGUGCUUGACCUGCACGGCAAGCAGAAGCAGCAGAAGCGAACCACCACCUUCUUCGAGUUCUGCAACGCUGAAAAGGGGAUCCUCCUCUGUACCGAUGUUGCUGCUCGAGGACUCGACAUCCCAACGGUGGACUGGGUCAUCCAAUUUGACCCCCCAGACGAGCCCAAGGAAUACAUCCACCGUGUCGGCAGAACAGCUAGAGGAAUCAACACACAAGGAAGGGCUCUCUUGAUGCUACUUCCUCAAGAGCUGCAAUUUCUGAAAUAUCUUCGCCAUGCAAAUGUGCAACUGACGGAGUUUGAGUUUCCUCCCCACAAGAUUGCAAACAUCCAGCAGCAACUCGAGAGCUUGAUCGCCAAGAACUACUACCUCAAUCGCAGCGCCAAGGAUGCCUACCGCUCCUACAUCUUAGCCUACGCCUCUCACGGGCUCAAGAACAUCUACGACGUGAAGUCGCUCGACAUGCUCGCCGUCGCCAAGUCCUUCGGCUUCAGCAACCCGCCAAACGUCAUGCUCAACUUCGGAGUCAAGCCAUCCGAUAGCGUGAGGAAGCGAGGAGGAGGGGGAGGAUUUGGCACGGGAUACAAGAAAGCCGUCACCAAGAAGAAGACAGGACAUGGAUUCAGCGCUGAUAACCCUUACGGCAUGAGACAACAGAAUGACAAGCGACAGUUUGCAAAGUGA
Guillardia theta CCMP2712 is the source of this 1683-nucleotide messenger RNA. RefSeq lists its product as hypothetical. The coding region runs from base 1 to 1683 and encodes 560 amino acids. Gene Ontology annotation, molecular function: nucleic acid binding; ATP binding; RNA helicase activity. Gene Ontology annotation, cellular component: nucleolus. Gene Ontology annotation, biological process: maturation of LSU-rRNA from tricistronic rRNA transcript (SSU-rRNA, 5.8S rRNA, LSU-rRNA). Lineage: Eukaryota; Cryptophyceae; Pyrenomonadales; Geminigeraceae. The record is from RefSeq and is a predicted model, not a curated record. The transcript has 14 exons.